Molecule: messenger RNA, 1683 nt
Organism: Plasmodium vivax (malaria parasite P. vivax)
Lineage: Eukaryota; Apicomplexa; Aconoidasida; Haemosporida; Plasmodiidae
Product: microtubule associated protein EB1, putative
Exons: 1
Coding region: 1-1683 (560 amino acids)
Biological process (GO): regulation of microtubule polymerization or depolymerization; protein localization to microtubule plus-end; spindle assembly
Cellular component (GO): cytoplasmic microtubule; microtubule plus-end; spindle midzone
Molecular function (GO): microtubule plus-end binding
Source: RefSeq, a predicted model, not a curated record
AUGAGCGAGGGCAGAGAGGCGUCCUCCCUGGGCAUGAUGGACUCGGCCUUCUUCGUGAGCCGAAAGGAGCUCAUCGAGUGGGUGAACAGGACGCUAAAGCUGAACGUAACCAAAAUCGAGCAGUGCUCCAACGGCGCCAUCUACACGCAGCUGCUGGACAUCCUGUUCCCCAACAAGUCAGUCCUCCACAAAGUGAAAUGGAAUGCCAAGCUGGAAUACGAGUGUAUAAUAAACUACAAACUCAUUCAAAACGUUUUCAACAAACUAGGCAUUAAAAAACAUAUGGACAUAGAUAAACUGAUUAGGGGAAAGUAUCAAGACAAUUUAGAAUUCCUCCAGUGGUUUAAAGCUUUUUUCGAGCGUAUCAUCGACUAUAACAAUGAAAAUGUAAUUAACUAUGACCCCCUGGAGCGCCGAAAAAUGUGCGUCCUUGGAGAUAGGGGGGACUACAAGUUACUAAACAGUUAUUUGCCUGAUUGGGCUAAAGUGGACAUGCACAAUGGGAAAGAAAAAGUGAGGCACAACGAAAAUAGGGCUUGUUCUAAUGGUUCCAAACGGAACAAUGACUUCAGGUCCAGUGUCAAUCAGGAUAACGUCACCUGCAGUGUGGCCACCCGUGCAGCCACCACCUCCAGUAACAACAGCAGCGCUGCUAACUUGUGUCAACCUCACGCCGGGAGGAAGAUUAUGAAGACGGAGAAGCGGUCCGCAUGGCUCUCCAUGGCUGGCGAUAACAAUGUGGGUUUGCUUUCGUGCAAGGAGGUUCACGAUUCUAAGAGGCACCCCAGCGGGGCAUCGCAUCAGGGGGCAACACAUCAGGGGGCAUCACACCAGGGGGCAACACAUCAGGGGGCAUCACACCAGGGGGCAACACAUCAGGGGAUGACCCACCUGGGAAACCACCUCCCCGCGACCACCUCCACGAACAAGCGGCUGUCCGUCUCGGCCAAGCUCUCCGCCUCAGCCAAGCUCUCCUCGCGAGGCUCGCUCUCCUCUUCGACGUACUAUCACCCCAGCAAAAAUAACCCCCACGUGGAGAACCACAAAGAUGCCCUCUCCCUAAACGAACAAAAUAGAAAGUUCAAAAUACAGUUGGAAAAAAAAAACAGCGAAAUUGUCUCAUUACAGGAUAAAUUAAAAGCUCAGGAAAAGGAGAAAAAACUUUUGCUUUUCCAAAAAAAUUUCUACUACAACAAGUUGAGGUUUCUCGAGCUGCUCUGCAACCAGACGGAUGACGACUCUCUGCUGGUCAGCGACAUUCAGCACAUCAUCUAUGCGCGCGAGAAUACGUACUUUCACCAGACUAUAUCGCUGGGGGGGAAGGGCAGCGGGGACGGGGUGGAGCCCAGCGAAGUGGCACCCAGCGAAGCGGACCCAAAUGAGGUGGACCCAAAUGAAGUGUACCCAAAUGAGGUGGACCCAAAUGAGGUGUACCCAAAUGAAGUGGACCCAAAUGAGGUGUACCCAAAUGAAGUGGACGCAGCCCAUUCGGGAAAAGCGACCCACUCGGGGGACGCCUACGCCGAGACGGAUAAUGAAGCCCCCCUGCCGCACGCCCAUGAUCGCUACAACGCGCACGACUUCCCCGAGCAGACGGACUCCAUACACAACGGAGAGGUGGAGCAGUACGGGGGGCAGUACAACAACCAGGGGUCGAUGGACUUCCCUGCAUACUGCUCCUAG